AUGGUCAACGUUGCGAUUGCUGGUGGUACCGGUGAUGUAGGAAGAACCAUUUUGGAGGUAUUGCAAGCAUCUACCAAACAUGAGGCAUUUGUUCUAUCCCGAAAGUCAUCGACCGUAGUCCCAAAUACUCUCGUGGCUGACUACAACGAUAUCGAUCAACUCGUCUCCCUGCUUGAAGAUAACAAGAUCCAUACAGUCAUAUGCGCUCUAUCCGUUGAGGGGAGCUCACUUGAAACGGCUCAGCUGAACCUGAUCAAGGCAGCCGCACGGUCGCAGGCCACGAAACGCUUCGUCGCAAAUGGAUUUGCUAUCCCUUAUCCCCAGGAAGCCCUGGAGGUUUUGCCUCAGCUCAAGGUCUAUUUCGACGGAUUAGAAGCGCUUCGCCACUCAGGACUCGAAUGGACUGUAUUCCAUAUCGGGAUGUUCAUGGACUACUUCGCAACCCCGGCCCUGAAGUCGUAUCUGAAACCACAUGUGGCCGCAUUCGAUCUCGAAAACAAGGUGGCCGCUAUUCCAGGAGAUGGUAAUGUCCCUGUCACUUUGACCUAUUCAUUUGAUAUGGCCAGAUUCGUGGUUGCAUCGCUGGACUUGGAGCACUGGGAGGAGGAGAGCCGUGUCGUCGGGGAUGAAAUCACUUGGAAUGAGUUUCUUGCUCUAGCCGAGGACGCUCGUGGGUCUAAGUUCGAGGUCCAUUACGAUGAUAUCGAGAAGCUGAAGAGGUUCGAGAUCACUGAGCUGCCAGCUCACAAGGCCUUAUACGAUCGCUUCCCAAAGGAGGCCUUCCAGUGGUUUACUUCAAUCUUUGAACGGUUUACUGCUGAAGGCCAGUCUCACCUUCCCAAGGUCGGUAGCUUGAACGAACGGUUUCCCGAUAUCAAGCCUCUUUCGGUUCAGGAGAUGCUCAAUACAUACUGGAAAAGUAGAUGA
Molecule: messenger RNA, 927 nt
Organism: Aspergillus nomiae NRRL 13137
Lineage: Eukaryota; Fungi; Ascomycota; Eurotiomycetes; Eurotiales; Aspergillaceae
Exons: 4
Coding region: 1-927 (308 amino acids)
Source: RefSeq, a predicted model, not a curated record